AGUUCUCUAAAACGAAAAAAAAAAAAAAUGACAUUUGCUUCCAAAGUUGUUUCGCGAGUAAUUCGUAAUAAUUUAAAUUUCUUUGCGAAGAAGUACCAAAGGCUGACUGUAUUUCCAGUAAUUAAAUCUCGUUAUCAUUGUUAUUCAUCUACGUUAAAAAAAAAUCUUCACGGAUCUCCAUUCAAAUUUCAUAAUUUGCUUCACAGCCAGGUCAAAGCUAUGGGUGCCUUAAGUUCACUGGAUCCAUCUUCAUUUUCACAACCUGACUUAGCUGUAAUUAAACAUGUGUCUUUAAUAUUAAAUGUUGACUUUGAAAAAAAAGUGUUGGAUGGAUCGGCUGUUGUUAAUUUUGAUGUAUUACAAGAUAUUGAAGAAUUGAUAUUAGAUGUAAGGAACAUAACUAUAGAGAAGAUAGAAUUAGAGGAUGGUACACCUUUACGGUACAAAGUAGAUGAUGAAGUGCCUAAUUUUGGAUCAAAGUUAACAAUUACCCUUCCAAAAUCGGCCGUUACAGGGGAUAAAUUAAAAAUAAGAAUAAAAUAUGUAACUGCCCCAUCAGCAUCGGCUUUACAAUGGCUGGAACCAAGUCAGACGUCAGGCAAAAAACAUCCCUAUCUCUUCAGCCAGUGCCAACCAAUCCAUGCCCGUUCAAUCCUGCCAUGCCAAGACACACCAGCGGUGAAGUUCACAUAUGACGCGGAAGUGACAGCUCCCGAAGAGUUCACAGUGCUCAUGAGCGCGCUCCGAAGUGAGGCCAAGAACAACAAGACCACUUUCCGGCAGCCCGUGCCGAUACCCUCAUAUCUACUGGCUUUGGCUGUUGGCGUGUUGGAGUAUAGAACCCUCGGACCAAGAUCACUGGUAUGGUCAGAAAAAGAAGAAAUUGAACGCAGUGCGUGGGAAUUUGCGGAAACAGAAAAGUACCUUCAAGCCGCUGAGAAAUUGUGCGGCAAAUACGAGUGGAGCCAGUACGACUUGCUAGUGUUGCCGCCCUCUUUUCCCUACGGGGGCAUGGAGAACCCUUGCCUUACUUUCGUCACGCCUACUUUGUUGGCCGGUGACAGAAGCCAAGCAGAAGUUAUCGUCCACGAGAUCAUGCACAGUUGGACAGGUAACCUUGUAACCAACAACAACUUCGAACAUUUUUGGUUGAAUGAAGGGUUCACAGUGUUCCUAGAGAGGAAAGUUGGUGCCUCUCUGAUAGCUGAUACAGAAACGGCAAAGAGGAGCAGAGACUUCCAUAGUCUGCUGGGUCUACAGGAAUUAACAGAAACUGUGAAAGACGAGUUAGGUAUUACUAACCCGUUGACAAGAUUGGUGGUGGAUCUGAAGGCAGUGCAUCCGGAUGAUGCAUUUUCAACAGUGCCAUAUGAGAAAGGAUCUUUAUUCUUGAGGUAUCUGGAAGAUUUAGUUGGAGGACCUGAGGUAUUUGAUGAUUUUCUCCGUUCUUAUUUAAACAAUUUCCAAAAGAAAUCACUGAACACUGAUCAAUUUAAGGCAUAUUUGCUCAACUACUUCAAGGACAAUGAAAAUUUGAAGACGGUCGAUUGGAAUGCUUGGUUAUACACCAGUGGCAUGCCACCAGUAAUACCUAACUAUGACACAUCUAUGACUAAAGCGGUGAAAACACUUAUUUCGGUCAUAAAUGAUGCUAACGCAACGCUUAGCUACAAUGACGUAAAAACAUUUACUCCGCACCAGAUCAUCAAUUUAUUACAGGAGUUGAUUGAUCAAUCCGCACUGACAAUUGACAGGCUUCAGACUCUUGGGGAAGAGUACAGAGUCAAAAACAGCAAGAAUUCAGAAAUCAUAUACAGAUGGUUGAGACUGUGCAUCAGGAGUCGCGACCUCUCAAAAUUAAAUGACGCAUUCGAAUUUGUAAAUCAACAAGGUCGCAUGAAGUACGUAAGACCAAUCUACAGAGAUCUGUAUGCCUGGGAGGAUGUCAGAGAGCAAGCUAUAGAAAACUUCCUGAAAAACGAACCUUACAUGAUGCAUGUAUCUGCAUAUACGCUAAGGAAAGAUCUGCACUUGAAAGAAUGAUAUAAGUGUUUAGGAAUAGUUAAACUUAAUAACUAUUAUUCAUAUUGUACAUUUUUACGCAAUUACACACGUAACGGAUUUGGAGUGCCAUCUGCAUUCGCCCAUAUUGUCUGCUGAAACUGUAAAGGCCAGUUGCAGUCAACAGUAUUAAGUAAUCUGAAAAAAUACAGGUUUUAACUGUAAUGUACAGUUUGGUUGGCAAUUCUAGCCUUAUAUUAACUAAUAAUAGCUUUUUUAAUAAUCAAUGACUCGAUUAAUAUGCAUAUGUGAAUAAUUUUAUAAAUUGUGGAAUAAUAAAAUUAUUUUGACUAU
Molecule: messenger RNA, 2355 nt
Organism: Achroia grisella
Lineage: Eukaryota; Metazoa; Arthropoda; Insecta; Lepidoptera; Pyralidae
Product: leukotriene A-4 hydrolase-like
Exons: 12
Coding region: 28-2043 (671 amino acids)
Biological process (GO): peptide catabolic process; proteolysis
Cellular component (GO): cytosol
Molecular function (GO): aminopeptidase activity; epoxide hydrolase activity; metallopeptidase activity
Source: RefSeq, a predicted model, not a curated record